UUUACAGAAGUUGAACUACAGGAUAUGAAGUUUGAUGGACGUGGAGUACAUCAACUUAUCUGGCUUCUUCAACUGUUUGGACCAUUGCUUUGUUGAGCAAAGAAAGCUACCUUGUCUUGAAGACACUACUGCCACUUCUUUUCUCUCUACAGUCUUUUCCUUCUUCAGUCAUGAAGUAUCAGACGCUCUGCUGACUUUGAUUCGCCAAGAGCGUGAUGGAAUCAAUGCUGAUAUGGACAUCUUGAUGGGCAUUAUGCGUGGCAUAUGUCUCUCUGAAGUCAAAUCCUUCAUGAAAAAUGUUGUUGUUCAAGAUACAUAUGCUUACUACUCCAAGAAAAGUUCUGAAUGGAUUGUUUAG
Triticum dicoccoides is the source of this 358-nucleotide messenger RNA. RefSeq names its product putative cullin-like protein 1. The record is from RefSeq and is a predicted model, not a curated record. Lineage: Eukaryota; Viridiplantae; Streptophyta; Magnoliopsida; Poales; Poaceae. The transcript has 4 exons. The coding region runs from base 35 to 358 and encodes 107 amino acids.